Molecule: messenger RNA, 2690 nt
Organism: Ciona intestinalis (vase tunicate)
Lineage: Eukaryota; Metazoa; Chordata; Ascidiacea; Phlebobranchia; Cionidae
Molecular function (GO): protein binding
Source: RefSeq, a predicted model, not a curated record
AACUUAUAUAAUGUUAAAUUUAUCAGAACUUGUAGCUUAAAUUUAAUGUUUUACGACGUUUCAUAUUUGAUGAAUGGUAAUUUGAAUAUUGAAAAUGAAAAAUCCUCGGUUUGGCAUAAUACGCCAACAUUGGACAAGAAUUUAUAUGCGGAUUAUAAACAAGUGUCAUGAGUAGAAGAAAACCUAAAUUACAAAUUGGAAGUGGACAUUUGAACAGAAAUACACCUGAUGACAAUUUAGGAUCAAGGUCAAUGAAGCAAAAAAGCAAAACCUCUGGUGGGGCAGGGUUGGGGUUACUUGGAUCUUAUGGAGGAGACAGCGAUGAGGGGACAAGCUCUUCCGAUAGUGAAGAUCAGCAUCUUCCAAGAAGCUCUCUUGAUACCAAAGUUGCAGAUUUUCUAAAAGAAAUUGAUGAUAUUGCUGUCGAUAGCCCUACAGAUGGUAAAACUACUAAAGCUCAAAAUGGAGAAGAUAAGAAAAAAAUAGAUAAAACCAAAAUUAAAUGGGGUCCAUGGAGUGAGUGUUUUGAUGAAAACACGAAACAUCCGUAUUACUGGAACACUGAAACAAACGAAGUUACAUGGAUUGUACCACCAGAGAUCGAAGUUCAAAUCCAACCCAAGGAAGUUGUGAAAGAAGUAAAGGCAAAGGAACCAAGUGUGGAUGAUAUGUUUGCAGGUUUCAUGAAUGAAAUAAAUGAAGAAAUGGUCAAAAUUGAUGAAAAUAAACAACAGAACAGGACCACUGUAUCUAAUGAUGGUGAAGUUACACAUGUUGAGGCAACAUCUAAUGCUCAGCGUAGAGUUCGAGAGAGAGAUUCUGAUAGUGACAUCAUAAUACCAACCAAACGACGUAAAUCACCCAACACAGUAGAAGAGAUAGUGAACACCAAUGCAAAUGAAUCAACAGAUGUAAACAAAGUUCCAACAUUAAGUGAAAACAACAUUAUAAAUGGUAUUUCAAAUUCAAGUCCCAAGUCAGAUAAAGAAGACAUGGAUAGGUCAACUGAAGAGGCGGAGAUAAAAGAACAAGAAGAUCAAAUCAAAGUCAAAGAAGUUGUUGAACAGAAGGAACCAAUUGUUAAACCGCAAGUGUUGGAAGCCAUGGAGGAAUGCUACAGUGAUGACUCUUUUGAAGUAGAAAGUCAAACCGAGGAUAAUGUCACAACGACCACAAUCACCACCAUAGAUGCAGAAAGUCAAACAAAUCCAAGUUCACCUGCUCCAACUAAACCUACCGUCCACACAUCAACACAAACCGAACAAGCAGCAAACAACGAAACAAUGAAGACUUCUGUUGGGUUGGUUGGAGCAACUUUGCUGCAAAAGCUCGAGUUUCUUGAUAUUUCCAAGUCAGCCAUCAUGGAUUUUCAUCUGCUGCUUGUUGAAAUCGAGGUGCGUUUGGCUGAUUGGAAGUCUGGUGAAUUAUCUGACGAGUAUACACUAACUAAGCUAAAGGAAGCUGAGGUCAUGCUUCAGAAAUAUGAACAAAAUGCAAUGCCCAAGGACUGGACAUGCCAGUGGGACAGCCAGCACAAGAGAUAUUACUACCAAAGUAAGAAGAGUGGUAAAGUACAAUGGGAGUACCCAGAAAUGGAGAAGUUUGAAAAACUUCAGGCAAUGAUGAAUAAAGAUGAGAAUACAGUCUCAGAUACCUCUUCAAAGAAUGAAGAAUCCAGUUCUUCAUCAAACAAAACUUCUAAUUCUACAGAAAAAACUUCCAGUGCAACAGUUGCCACCGAUAAGAGCUUGGACAACCAAUCAUUUCAACAACAACCUGGUUACAACAUGCAGAACUAUUCAUACUGGGCAGCAAUGCAAAACCAAUACAGAAUGCAUUACCCAUACAUGGUCAAUGACGCUUAUGCAUCUCCUAUGCAAAGCAAUUCUCCCGGACCCUCAAAUGAAGAUGCGGCACCAAGGCCUCCUGUAUCAGAUAAACCACCCCUCCCCCCUCCUCCAGGAGAUGAUAAUCCACCUCCUCCCCCACCAUCCGAUCCUCCAGAGGAAGGAGAGAUCGCGGAUGAUGGGAUCGAGAUGGAGAUCAGUGAUACCGAUGAACCAGCCGAAAAAUCAACCAUAGAACACCAGCCUGUAACCGAAGUACAGCGUGGACCAGUGGAUUACAAAGCAGUAGUAGCGAGUGCGCCAGUGAAAGCUGUCUUCACAUCAGUAGCUAAACCACCUACGUUAAGUGUUCUCGGACCCACAGUAGGGGUUCUAGAUAAAAUCAAGAAAACUAAAAAGGUAAAGAAAACAUCAACAAAGAAACCUCCCAAACAAAUGGUAGGUAUGGUGGCAAAGUGGCAAAAAGCAAAGAUGGAAAUAGAAGAGGAAGAGAAAAGGUUGAUCAAGGAGAGUGAGGAGGACUUGGAUCGAGAGGUUGAUGUAAAGAAAAAGAUUGUUGAGUGGAGGAGAGAGCAAUUUAAGAGUGGAAAAGCAGCGUCAAAUGCAAAUUUUCAACCAAUUGGAGAUGAUUGGAAAAAGAGAGUAAAGCAAAGAAAGCAGCGCAUAACUUGAUUUUAAAAGCAUCAUUUUUCUACUUUUUUUCUUGUUCCCUCUUAGCUGUACUGCCAUUCCUUGACAAAUAAAGUUAAGAGUGUAAUAAAAUGAUAUGUGCUGUUUACUUCAUCGUAUCAGCGCUUUUUUGUAGCACUCUUUGGAGUUGCAUGAAUAAAAUUAAUGAAUUUC